GUUCAUCAUCAAUGCAGCCCAGCAAAGAGUUUGUCUCUGCCGCGACGCUGCUCGGCAAGCGCACUCACGAGCAAGUCGAAGAGACAGACAAGGCCAUUGACGCUGCUGCUGCUGCUGCUGCUGCUGCUCAGGAGCACGAAAACGGAGCUGCCAGUUCUGAAACAGCCGCGAUGGACUGCGAGCCAACCAGCGCAUCCCGCCACCACGACGACGACGCCGACGACGACGAGCACCCCGAGGAUGAAGCCGAGCUCAGUGAAGAGACUGCUGCUGCUGCUGCUGCUGCCGUGGCGGCGACGACGAGCGAGCAGGAAGAAGCAGAAUCGUCGAGUGCAAAAAGCGCGGGAAAAAUCCGAAACAACAUGAACGCAAAGUUGCAUGCACAGAACACACGGUCGCUGCCCUCGUCGCGCAAGCCGCCGCUGUCCAAGCUGUCCAAGACGCGCGACGACAUUGCCAAAGCGCGUCUGCUGCUGGCGAACAGUCACAGCGGAGAAGCGACGCAGUUUGACCCUUCUGCCCUGGCGGUCGACGGCGACGUGGUCUGGGACGGCGAGUCGGAUCCCUCGGCCCACGACGAUCAAGAGCAAGAGGAAGAUCAAGAGCAAGUGCAGGAUCAAGGGCAAGAAGGAGCCGCACCAGGCAAAACGGGAGCGCAGGACGACUACAAUGAAGCCGAACAAAAGGACAAUGAAGACGAAGAAGACCUCUCCCUCGAUGAGGACGCGAUACGCGCUGGCUUGAGUGCGUUGACGGACGAGUCGACCACCACAGAGCUCGUUGCACAAGCAAUUGCAAAGCGGUGUAGUGAAGCUGUCGCGCGGUUGCCCUUUCAGACUGCUGCGCUCCAUUUUUCUGCGUCCGACCUGCGUGAGCAUGUUCGAGUGCAUGCCAUGCAGUUCCUGUCGCUCAACGAGGUCGAGACCGAGCUGAUUCGCCUCGCACAGGUCGGCAAGCUUGGGUUGCUACCGAUCGACACGGAAGGCGCGACUGGAACGACUUGCGUGAGAAUUUUCUGGCCGCUCGAUCCAAACGCCUGGAUCAAGCAACUGCCCUCCACUCCGUCCAGCUCACAGCCGCUUGGCAUGGUUCUGGCUCCGCCAACGCUUGCUCGGAAAACAAGCAAACCAUUUGGAUUGAGUGCAGAGCAGAUUGCAGGUGCGAAACAGCGCAAGGAGCACAUCAAGCAAAGCUCUUCGCAAGAGCAUGUCGUCGUACCAGCGCCAGCGGCCAAGCCAGUUCAUGAACCUGCGCAACAAAUUCUGGAGCUUCCAAGUGACGACGCUCCCGUCGAGGCGUGGACCAAAGCCCAGGCUGAAAUUGUCGCGCGCUUGGCAACAAAGCAAGAGCUGUUGCGAAAACUGCGGCUGGUCAAGCACUAUCGUGAAACGAACAACCUCGACGAACUCCAGACGCUCAUCGACAAGUGGCUCGAGAAGACGCAAACUGCCCUGAUCGAAAUGCAAAAGGAAAUGCCGGCGUCGGAAUCGCUCGGAUCACUCAUCCAACAGCUGCAGUUGCCCGCUGCCGUGGUCGGCUAUGAUGUGGAUGACGAGGAUUUUGUGCAGAAAUGAGCAGUUUGGUUGUUGUGGACUUUGCGAAUGCAUGUAGAAAAUCAGAAAAUCAAUCGCUUCCAAG
Molecule: messenger RNA, 1638 nt
Organism: Capsaspora owczarzaki ATCC 30864
Lineage: Eukaryota; Filasterea; Ministeriida; Capsasporidae
Exons: 4
Coding region: 12-1574 (520 amino acids)
Biological process (GO): positive regulation of DNA-templated transcription; double-strand break repair via homologous recombination
Cellular component (GO): Swi5-Sfr1 complex
Source: RefSeq, a predicted model, not a curated record